GUUUUCGGAUGCAGACCACUACGUUGACCUUCACCAUCAUCUGCCACCUUCAACUAACGUCGUAGUAACCACUAUCGACAUGGCGGUCUUAACUAGUCUGCCUACACCACCUGCUACGUCUCAUAGAGACAAGGAAACAACUAGCUUUCCUGGCUCUCGUGUCGCCUGGACUCAACAGAACCAAUACCAUAUUCUUACAAGUCCAAAGGGUCAAGUUCCCUUGCCACCAACCGCCUCACGCCAGUGUCCCACAAAGUCUAUUCUCAAGAGAUCAACGCCAAAGCUCCUCACCGUGUCAGAGCAGGGACAACGAGAGGCAACUCCAGAACCAGAAGACCCGCUUGUAAACCUGUCGUAUCUUACGCGACCCAUCUCCCAAAUUCUUGAGUCGGAAACCUCCUUCACCGACCUCAUUGAUGCCUAUGCUGUCCUCGCUGCCCGCAUUAGGUCAGCAGUGGCGGGCACAACCGACGCGGACGCUUCCUGGCCUCUGUUUCAGCCGCUUCGUAAGAAUACGCAGCUAUUCACUGACGCAGUAUGUCGUGACCUCGGAAAAGCGCUUGUGGAGCCGAAGUCUCCUGAACUUGAAAGCGAAAGUGAAGACUUUCCAUUUGCUCAUGAGGAAGAGGAAGAACUUCCCUCGCUCCUACCUUCUCCGAAAAAGAGUCCUAGUAAGAAAAAACGCGGUAUGUCAGCUGGGCAGGCAAAAUACGCGCGCGACCUCUGCACUACCUCGCACGGCGUAAUGAGGUUGCUUGGAUCGGUCUUCACCCUUCCUGCUGUCUACCGUAUCUUCACAGACGCGCAAUUGGGCGAAAUGUUGACAGCUGUCUUGUCUAUUCCCAUGGCUGAUGUGCUCCCGACUCCUAACGCCCGGAAAACGUGUGCACUGUCAAUAUGGCUUCUGCAAGUUCAGCGCCUACCAGAGGAAGUCCUCGUACCAGCGAAAGACAGAAUUGCUUUUGCUCUGCGCCGAGGUAUGGAGGGUGAACUAGGCAAAGAAGGCAAAAAAGGAUCUGCCUGCGACGGCCUAAAGGCUAUUCAUGAUCUUUCCGUGUAUCAACCCUCGACUUUCGUACCUGCAUUCACAGAGUUGCUCCCAUCUAUACUGGCGAACUUGCUCGCGCCGACUUUACUUCUCCGCACUCAGGCUUGUCACGCGCUCGGUGGUUUCGUCUUAGCUUGCGUCUCUAUUCCGCAAUCGUCAUUGCACGUCCGUAUCUCCAAAGCAGUAGCUACUUUCCUCACAACGACUCAACGAUCCCCUUCUCCACGUAAGACGCCAACGAAGCCAUCGUUAGACCCGAUAAUUGUUCGUACACUGCGCACGACGUUGAACGCGUUGGAGCCCCAACAUGCAGCCCAAGGACCUGUCUGGGCCCUCAGCGUCAUCGCCAGUUUCAUCGUUUUGUUGGGGCCAGCAGUGUACCUGGACGUUCGAUUGACGCGUAUAAUCUCGGCGCUGCUACAACUCGCCGUGCGCAAUAAGAAGAGCUCAGUACGAGGACUUGCUUGUGUUACGUGGCGUUGUGUCGCUUGGUCCUAUUUCCGUCCAUCCCCAUCCUCCGCUGAUGAGGGUAACGUCCAAGAUAUGAACGACAAGGACGUCGAACUUCUUCGCGAGAACUACUGGAAACUUCUCAAGUCCAUUACCGACAUGGGUGCCGGUGUCUCAACGGUAGCUGCUCUUUUGGGCGAUGAUUCUGGAGAUGAGGAUCGCCUGCGGAAGACCCUGACCCUAGUCAAAGCCAUGAUCAAAAAGGGCGGUCAAACCUGUGGCGACGGAAUGGAGAUUGCGAGGAUCUUAGUGAGCUUCGAAAACACCGGAGAGAAUUGGGCCAUGAACAAGCUCCUUCCGCAUUCCCUUUUCUCAUCAAAUCCGGGGCUUCUUACAGCGGAAUACAAGACUUUGGCUACCGCCGUGAGGCCAAUAUUGGAGGAAUGUCCUCAGAUGAGCGAUGUUCGAUCCCUGACGAGAGACGAGCUAUCUUGCAGUUGGGUGUUUGACGACCUCAUUGAGAUCUGGAGAUCUGGACUUGGGUGUCUUGAGCUGCCAGAGGAUAGUGGAACACCGGGCGAUGUCUUGUCAAUUUGGGAAGGCCUUCUGAAGGCCAACGUGGCAGUCUUGCAAGAUGACAACGAUGACCAUGGAGCUAUUGACUUCGCGUCCAAAGCUGCCGCCAUACUCGUAGACAUUCUUCGCGAUCCUAAGCUCGACCUUUCGGCCAAGUUUGGACCUCCACCAUCUCAGCAAGCCAGUAGUCCUAUUGGCGGAGUCAGAGUUACCCCCAGGCGAACCUCGAUACUGUCUCGGUCCAAUACUGCUCUCAAGCUCGUCGUAACCAGAGACUUAUGGACCGUGGUACGAACUACUUUCCCCAGUAAUGUCCUUCAUUCUGCUGGUGCGAGGCUCCUUGCGUGUUUGAUGGAGGACGAAGCCGACCUCGUCUGGGAAACGGAUUCUCCGGACGAUGCUAGGAAACAAUGGGCCUACCUCUGCGCAGAAGUUUUAGUCGUCUGCGAAUUGGAUGAUUUGCGAGAAUUCUGGGCAAAGAGAUCGCGGGCUAUGGCUAUGAUGUCCUAUGAGCCAGGAGUUCAGAGCCUCGUAUGGGGCUGCUUCGUUGAGAAGUGGACCGAGGACGCCGAGGGGUCUUGGGAAGGAGCUGCCUUGUUACUCGGCGUUCCCUUCGGGAAAUCAAGCGCAUGGGAUAUGACUAAUGACGAAUUCGACACUUGGGAUAACUUUUUGCAGCAUGCCGUCAAUAAAGCCCUCGAUUACGGUAUCGAUGCUUCCACCGUGCUCGAUCGUGUUGCAGAGAUCGUCUCCGAGAACCCAUGCCCCGCCUAUGCAUCGUCGACUCGCGUUGCUGAUCUACUGCUCACGCACCUUGACAUGGCUGACGCCCGCCAGCUUCCCUCAUACAUCUUCGACUUUGUCAACGAUACGCUGCAGUCUACAUACCCGCCCGAGCCUCGGAACAAAGUGACGUCGAUCUGGAUGAUACGAUCACUGAUCCGCGUAGUUGAUGCGUGCCCUGUGGAACUUCGACUGAAUCUUUUGGAGACGCUUCAAGAGGGCAUCAGCCUUUGGAUAUCGGAUGAAUUCCACGUGUUCAAUGAAGAUGAAUAUACUGGGGAUUUGCUCCCGCUAUAUCAAACUUCUUUGUUGGGCAUGCAAGAACUUCCGAGGAGUGUUUAUGUGCUCGACACGCUAUCAGCUCUUAUCGAGUCCGUGUUUUACGGUCGUGGCGACAAGCCUUCCAUUGCACAUGAAUCGUUUGAAGAAUUCUGGCAGUCGACUUUCGCUAGCCACCAAGAGCCAGAAGGAGGGUGGCCCGAGAGAAUUCAAGCUUGCGUCAAGUGGUCUUCCAAACCGUGUGUAGCGGAUGAAGUGGCUGUAGAAGUUUCCGAAAUUGUUCCUCAGAUAGAAGAGCCCGAGUCAGGAUCUUCAUCCGAUAGUCUAGACAGCGACGAUCAUCAACAUCCUAGCUCUCAAACAACUCCCGAGCUUGAUUCGCCAUUCGUUUCUGACCAAAAUGACUUGCCCUCUUCAGGCAACCUCACUAAUGUGUCACCAUUCGUCGGUCGACUCGGACCCGCACUCUUUUCCCCUUUCGAAACUUUAGAGUCUGACUCUCCACUAUUUCCCUCUAUCUUCUUUCCAACAACGCCGACGCGUCAAAACCGUGCUGAGACGCCCCCUCGCCCCCAAAAGCCCUCUGCUACUCCAGAAUCGUUCCAUUCGCUCCUGCUUCGUUCACCCGCUUCGACAUUACCAUUGCCCUCAGUUCCUCCAUCGACCCCGCGGAGGUUAUCAGCCAAGUUAGAAAAGACGCCAUGCAGUGCGUCACCAGGCAAGCGGCGGAUGCUCGAGGACAAGGAAAAUAUGUCACCUGUUCGGUCGGUCAUGCAACGCAUCGCAAACAGUUCUCCGAGCAAGGAAACUGCCUCCUUAUCCAUGCUUGGACAACGACGACUACUUGACGACCCUCUAGACGAUAACACUAUAAAAGGAAGGAGAGCAUGUGGAACCUUCAUUCGUUCUUCCAUCGAGUUUCCACACGUUGAUGCAGAUAGUGACCUCGAGGACGAACUGGUUGUGGCGAGUCUUCUCUCCCCGAGCAGAUCGUCGGUGUCGAAUAUCUGUUCAGCUCCAGUUGUCAAUGUCUGCAAGAAGCGGAAACGCAUGCUCAUGGAUGCUGUUGUUCUCCCUCCCCUUGAAGAAGUUCGCCUUCGGUGGCAGAUGCAACGUCGGGCUAGUAUUGAGCAGCCGUCCGUUAUGACUACCCCCAGCAAAUGCAUGCGACGCACGCGUUCUUUACCUUUGCUCUCGGACGCUGAAAUGGAUGAGUCUGAUUGUCGCCAGAAGAGGAUAAGGCUCUGGGACGAUUCGGACUCUACUACCUUGGAGGAACAAUUGUCUUCUUCGCCCCUGAGGGCUCUGGAAGACAUACAGAUGGCAGGUAGUGAUGAUUCUAUCAUGCUCAUUGGGCCAAUGCGCGAGCCAUACAAAGGAUCAGAUGAUGAUCUUCACGCCGUCGAGGUUCCUCCCGAACAUCUGGUAUCACCAGCUCCGCGAAAAAUGGCGCAUGACCUAUCUAGCGACCCCCCUUCGAGUCCAACCAGAGAACUACUCGCUCGUCGCAAACAUCGCAUGUUUUCCCUUUCUGAGAAGCCAAGUUUAUCAGUCUGACCAGCAUCAUAUCCACUGCACACAUACCAACAAUAUUCGUCUCAUACUUAUGAUAUGUAUCAUUAACUGUCUCGCUGUGUCUAUUGUAGCUGUCAUGGAUUUGUCAUUAUCGUAAUUACAGGAAAUUGUACUCCAGAUCAAAUGAAAUACUUAUGAUAUGAUGACACU
Messenger RNA from Suillus fuscotomentosus, 4861 nucleotides. RefSeq lists its product as uncharacterized. The record is from RefSeq and is a predicted model, not a curated record. The transcript has 7 exons. Bases 80 to 4693 code for a protein of 1537 amino acids. NCBI's taxonomy places the organism in Eukaryota, Fungi, Basidiomycota, Agaricomycetes, Boletales, Suillaceae.